UGCGUGGGUCUUCCUCUUAUAAUUUAAUUUCCUGAACUAUUCAGAGGGAGUUCGGAAGUGUGUGGACAGUGGGAAGGCCAAACAUUUUUUGCGCUGAAUUGUGGACAAUAUAAGAAAUAGGUGAGAGAAGCGGGCGUUACGAAGAUGACAAUUCUAUGAUGGAUUUAUAUAAUAUGGAUUUUGAACUCUAAUGGAUGGCUCGUGCGUGAAUAGGGGACAUCGUUGUUGAACGUUUGUCUCCCGUACUUUCACAGCAACACCUCUGGACUACCCUUAUCCAUGGACUAUAUCGCCCAAGGAGGACUGUAGUAGGCCUACCUUUUUUUUCAAAAACAAAAGUCAGCCUUUUGGGUCUCACGCCCCGCUGUCCGUGGUCUGACAAGCUCUUAUCCCAUCAACCUCCCUAUCCCAUCAGUCCGUCAGCCAUCGCGACAAGAUGCUGCAGCAGAUCUUGAUUGACAUGUACAUUGAGCCCGAGCUCCUGGCCGAGCUGAACGAGGAGCAGAAGCAGGUCCUGUUCUUUAAGAUGAGGGAGGAGCAGGUGCGCCGCUGGAAGGAGAGGGAAGCGCGGAACGAGAAAGAAGAGGCCGGAGGGAAGAGGUGCAAGAAGGACAGUGGCAAGGGGGUGUCGUGGAUGAAGGCGGGUGACGGGGACAUCUGGGUGUGGGUGAUGGGGGAGCACCCCGACGACAAGCCCUAUGAGCAGAUCUGCGAUGAGAUCAUGGCCGAGAGAGCAGCCGUGCAGGCCCAGAGGGAAGCAGAGGUGCUCAGGGUGCAGAAGGAAGCGGAGCUGGAGAAGAGGUUCUCUACCAUACACCUGGACCCAGCGGUGGUUCUAGCCGCCUUAGAGGAGGAGAAGAGAAAGGAGGAGGCCAAGAAGGAGGAGAAGAGACAGGAGGAUGAGAAGAGACAAGAAGAGAGGAGGCAGGAAGAGAAGCGGCAGGAGGAGAGGAAACAAGAGGAGAAGAGGCAGGAGGCCAUGAAGGAGGAGAGGAGACGGGAGGAGGCCCAACAGGCAGCUGCAAAGGAGCAACAGAGGAUACAGGAGGAGCUGAAGAGGAAGGAGGAGGAGGAGAGGCGUAAGGCGGAGGAGGAGGUGAGGAGGCUGGCGGAGGCGCGUGCCCAGGAGAUCUACAUGGACCUGAAGGAGGUGCAGAAGAGCAGGCAGGAGCAGGACAAGGAGGACCAAGCCUGGCAGGAGACGCUGCGUAAAUCCAAGGUGGCAGACCUGCGUCGGCGCUCGCUAGCGAAGCAGGCGCGCGAGGAUUACCGCCGGCGCUCUGUGAAGGCGCUGGAGCAGGGCCGUGUGUCCGCCAUGACCAAGACCUUCGGGGGCGAGAAGCCCGCUCUGCCCCCCAAACCCAAACCACGAAACCUUACCGCCACCAGCGACGUCCUCCGCCAAAAGGCCGGUGUGCAGCGGACAAUGUCGUCCUCCAGCCGCGAACGCAUCAUCCAGUGGUUCCGGGAGGAGCAGCUGCCCCUGAGGGCCGGGUUCCAGAGAGAUCAGAGCCGUAUCGCACCCUGGUUCCAUGGCAUCAUCUCACGGGAGGACGCGGAAGACCUGCUGAGCGACAAAGGUCCCGGAUACUUCCUGGUUCGUGUGAGUGAGAGGAUCCUGGGAUACGUCCUGUCCUACCGUAGCCAGGAGGGAUACAAGCACUUCCUCAUAGACGCCACCGACAACUGCUACAUGUUGCUAGGAGACCAGCUCAAGUUCUCUACGCUGACGGAACUGGUGGAGUACCACGAGGUGGAGGCACUGACCUCUGGUGGGGAGCAGCUUCUGCAUGCGUGUGGACAGAGAGCUGGAGUGGUUGACUACACCGGGCUUUUCACCUGACACCCAGGAGAGGCCUCCAGUGAGCAGCUGACCCAGGAACAGGGACGACUGGAGGAAGAGAAGAGGAGAGAAGAGUAGAGAAGACGGGGGCCAGAGUGUGUUUGUGAAAGCCAAGGUUGAUUGCCAAACCCGAAGGCACACACUGCGCUAUGCUGCAGGCACGGCAGUACACAGCAGGCAUUGUACGGAAUUCUGAAUUGAAUGAAUUCCAAUUCAAAGUAAUGCAUAAUACGAACACUAGGUGGUGUCAUUACCUUGAAUUUCUUUGAAUUUAAUCUACACCACCCAUUGAAAGUACAUAGAACACCACCACCUAGUGUUCGUAUUAUGGCAUUACUUUGAAUUGAAAUUCUUUCAAUUCGGAAUUUCGUACAAGCCUGGUACACAGACCUCAAACCAGUCAGCCCUAAGCCACCAACAGAGAAAGGUAACUUGUACCUGUACCAAGAACAGACAAACGGGCUUAUUUUUGUGUCCUUGAAUGUGUUGUUGAUGUAUUUUAUCCACGGGUCCUUGAAAAUGCUUUACUGUAAAUCUGUAAAAGACAGACUGCACAUAAUCAUUCCAUCCUGCUCACGUGUCUUAUGUACUAUCUGAGUACAUCUGGCUGGUAUUAGCAGUUGGUUUGAUAAAAGUUAUUGGUUGCGCUUUAUUUUACAGUGUUUUACCUGUGUCAACAUGUAACGUUAUGUAAUUAGUACACUGUACAUACCUAACCAUAACCCUGAGGUACAGUGCAAGAACAUAAUGUUAUGUCAUUACAUACUUUGUUACUGUCCCUCUUAAGUAAUGUAAAAAAAGGAGAGGUGGAGAGGUAAAUGAAGUGCGAAACGUAAUUUACGUCCCGGUAUAUGGUGUUGAGUGCCUUACUCAGAGAUAUAAUGUGACAUGCUGCCAGAAAUGGGCAGCGGAGAACUGAAUAUCACCUAAUUAAAAUGGUAUCCAUC
Messenger RNA from Engraulis encrasicolus (European anchovy), 2790 nucleotides. It is a transcript of the gene sh2d4a, whose product is annotated as SH2 domain containing 4A. Bases 437 to 1843 code for a protein of 468 amino acids. NCBI's taxonomy places the organism in Eukaryota, Metazoa, Chordata, Actinopteri, Clupeiformes, Engraulidae. The record is from RefSeq and is a predicted model, not a curated record. The transcript has 10 exons. Gene Ontology annotation, cellular component: cytoplasm.